Suncus etruscus (white-toothed pygmy shrew) is the source of this 1766-nucleotide messenger RNA. RefSeq names its product tigger transposable element derived 2 (gene TIGD2). NCBI's taxonomy places the organism in Eukaryota, Metazoa, Chordata, Mammalia, Eulipotyphla, Soricidae. The record is from RefSeq and is a predicted model, not a curated record. The transcript has 2 exons. Gene Ontology annotation, molecular function: DNA binding. The coding region runs from base 92 to 1669 and encodes 525 amino acids. Gene Ontology annotation, cellular component: nucleus.
CCCGCGGCUGCUCUCGGACCCUGAUCGCGGGAGUGCUCAAGUUGCUGCCUCUCUGCCUUCCAGUUGUCACCUGCAGUCGUAGACACCUACAAUGCUAGGGAAAAGGAAGCGUGUGGUGUUGACCAUCAAGGACAAGCUUGACAUUAUUGGGAGGCUUGAGGAAGGUGUUUCUUUCAAGAAGCUUUCUGUGUUGUAUGGCAUUGGUGAAUCCACUGUCCGUGACAUUAAAAAGAACAAAGAGAGGAUAAUAAAUUAUGCCAACAGCUCAGAUCCCACCAGUGGAGUCUCCAAACGCAAAUCAAUGAAAUCUUCCACCUAUGAGGAACUUGACAGAGUCAUGAUCGAGUGGUUCAACCAGCAGAAAACAGACGGGAUCCCUGUGUCGGGUACAAUCUGUGCAAAACAAGCCAAGUUCUUUUUUGAUGCUUUAGGGAUGGAGGGGGAUUUUAAUGCAUCAUCUGGUUGGCUGACUCGAUUCAAGCAACGUCAUGGCAUUCCAAAGGCUGCUGGGAAGGGAGCAAAAUUGAAAGGAGAUGAAAAUGCUGCCCGGGAGUUUAUUGGUAGUUUUCAGGAAUUUGUUGAGACAGAAAAUCUACAACCAGAGCAGAUUUAUGGUGCUGAUCAGACCGGGCUGUUCUGGAAAUGUCUACCAUCAAGGACAUCAGGUUUUGAUGUGGAGCAGAAUACUUCCAGUUAUAGGUCAAGCAGAGAGAGAAUUAUUAUCAUGUGUUGUGCUAAUGCCACGGGUUUACACAAGCUUAAUCUUUGUGUGGUAGGAAAAGCAAAAAAACCCAGGGCAUUCAAAGGAACAGAACUGUCAAGUCUUCCUGUCACUUACUUCAGUCAGAAAAGUGCUUGGAUAGAACAUUCUGUUUUCAGACAGUGGUUUGAAAAACACUUUGUGCCACAGGUACAGAAGCACUUGAAAUCCAAAGGACUUACAGAAAAAGCCGUGUUGCUUCUGGAUUUCCCCCCAGAACAUCCGGGUGAAGAGCUAUUAUGUUCCCAUGAUGGCAGAAUCAUUGUGAAACAUUUACCACCAAAUGUCACAAGUCUAAUUCAACCUAUGAGUCAGGGAAUUUUAACCACUGUUAAAAGAUACUACCGGACAGGCCUUCUCCAGAAAUACAUGGAUGAAGGGACUGACCCAAAAAUGUUUUGGAAGAACUUAACAGUGUUGGAUGCAAUUUAUGAGGUAGCAAGAGCUUGGAACAUGGUUAAAUCGAGUACUAUUACCAAAGCAUGGAAAAAGCUCUUCCCUGGCAAUGAAGAGAAGUCAGGUAUGAGUGUUGAUGCAGGAGCCAUUUUAGCAGCAAAUUUAGCAACAGUUUUACAGAAUACAGAAGACUGCAAUCAUGUUGACAUUGAGAAUAUUGAUCAGUGGUUUGAUUCUCAGAGUAAUGACUCAAGCUCUCAGGCAUUAACUGAUAAUGAAGGUGCUGAUGGUCUGACCAAAUCUGCUGAGGAAAAGCCUUCCAAUAAGACAAAGAAAACGGAACUGAAUCCAGAGAAGCAUAUCAGCCAUAAAGUUGCACUUGAAUGGACUGAAAAUUUACUGAACUACCUAGAACAACAAGAGGACAUGCUUCUGUCCGAUAAACUGGUAUUGCGGAGGCUUCGAACUAUAAUAAGAAGAAAACAGAAGAUCCAAAUUAAUAAAAGUCACUAAUUCUGCUCUUCAGGGAUUCAGAGUAUUUGCAUAAUUGAUUUGACAUUAUCUGUGGUGGAAUUUAAUUAUGUUUUUUGAAUGCUGUGUAUUCCAAGCC